GUGUCAGGGGUAAGGGGUAUUGAGGGAUGUCAGUUGGGAAGGAGUCUUGGUCGGGACAGGCUGCUGAAACAGAACCUCCGUGAUGAAUCGCAUGUAUGAACACUGUCGCCCGGGGAUACGUGGAGAGGCCGUGGACGUGAGGGCAAUGAUGCGGGCCUGUAGAACGGGAGAACAACCUCCGUCUGGGCUAUGGAAGUUUUCUGGUGUGGUCUUGGAGAUUGCCUUCUUCAAGGACGAGAAGGUGGCGGGAGGUGGCACCGACAGCGUGGGAGACUACUACAUCUCGGGUACGUGGGGAGGUGCGGGUGUGAAGUUCGUCAUCCACUACACAGGCAAAUACGAUGUCACCUACAACGGGAAAUAUGCUGACAGCAAGAUCACAGGUACGUGUGUCAAGAGCCAAGGGGGUUCCAGUUCACCCUUUGAGUUGAUAUAUUGUGGAAAGGAUGCAAAGGUCACUCCGAAGCCUGGUCAGUGGUCAGGACACCUCUGUCGAGCUGGAGUCACUCAGAUGUUCAGUAUAGACUUUGAAUUUGGAGAUCCUCCGUACAAGUUUAUAACUGGACGUGGCAAAGAUGAGAAUGGCAACUUCCGAAUCAAAGGACGCCUUGAAGGACGAGGGAUUCGUCUGAUACGUCACAACGUCGUCUACUACGGCCUGAUGAACGAAUCGGGAACAGAGGUUGUUGGGAUGUUCCUGGAUUCAGGUGGAUGUUGGGUGGAAGGAAGAUUCGUCCUGAAGAUCGGUGGAGGCAGUGUUGUUCCUUCUGGAGGAGGAGCUUCUGAUCAACCAACUAGUGGAGUCUGGUUCUGGUUCCUGAGUGGCCGCCCUGAGUAUCGCUGCUACCUUCAGCUGAUGUUUGUGACUGGGAAGGUGUCUGGUAAUGGCAGAGACGAGACUGGAUACUUCACCUUGACAGGGACAUGGAGCGGACCCAAAAUCACCUUCACGAAGAGCACAACCUCGGUAACAUACACCGGCACCAUCACUCCAGGAGCCAACGUCAUCAGUGGCCAAAACCCAGAUGGUGGAACAUUCGACAUUGCUUUCUUCAUGGAAUUUGAACUCCCAGAAUUCCCCUACCAGUUUCCAAACAAAGAUGUUUCCAGUGGGCAGCAAUGUGCCAUGAAGCUCUUCCAGGAGAUACAGAUCUGGUUGUCAAGGAGACGCACGCUUAUCCAAGAGUUCCGCAUCCUUAUCCAAAAGAUUGAACAAGCACAAUCUGGAAGCCUUUCUGUCCAGUUUCCAGGGGAUAUUGUGGACGUCAAUGAGCUGAUAACCGUCGCGAUUAGUCUGUUGGCGUUGCUGAGUGGAGGUGGAGCUGCAUCUGCUCUGUUGCUGAGAUUUGGCCGAAAGACUGACAUGGUUUCCUUCACAAGCGAUGCAUUUAAAGGCGCAUCAAAGAUCCUGGAAGCAUACAAGUCAGCUGCGGACGCUGAGACGUUGAAGGACUUGGUCGAGGAGGAUGUCAUCUCCUCCAGAAUCAUUUACUAUCUUAUCGACACUCUCUGGGACAUCUCUGGAGUACUGAACACCCAGUGCAAGGUUGACAUAUCAGUGAAGAGGAUUGCGAAAGGUUUCCUGUUCCAAGCAGCUACAGGAAUUGAUAUCAUCAGUUUCGCCUUCCCUGAUGAAUAUGCAGCUCCUCUAUUGACAGCUCCUGAGUUUGAUCAUGGAAAGUUAGGUGAAAUAGAAUCAGCUUUACUAGAAUGUAUUGGGAAAAUCACCGAGAUGAACAAAGACGCCACGGGCAGGGUUGGAGGGUCUGUUGGAGUUGCAAUCAAAUUAAAAGACAUACAAGAAGCCCUGGAGGACCUGGAUGAUGCAUCACCCUCUGUCUUCAGGAAAUGCCUGGAUAGAUGCAUCGUUGUUCUGGAACAGAAGAUGGACAUAUAUGUCUCUCUGCAAAAGAAGACCGAGACAUAUUUUGAAGAGCGGGAGACUAUCAGCUCUAAAUUGUCUGUGGAGACGGUGAUAACUGUAGAGUUUAUCAAUGAAGUAAUAUCUGUCCUUAAAGACUUUAACCCACAAUGGUGUCAAGCUGUGGAAGAAAAAGGCCUUCAGGAAGUAUUUGCGUUAACCAUGACCAAAGUCUUUCCCGCAAUCAGACAGAAGACAAACAUGAUGAUGAGCAGCUAUCGGCCUGGUGGUUCGGACGCGCCAGUUGACAUACUCGACAUUGUUAUUGUCGGUGAAGCAGCUGUAGGUCUACCUGCUUUCAAGAGAGAUCUGUUGUUCCCUGUUCCAACUCUACAGGAUGUUGUACUCUACCAACCAUACGGCUCUACCAUAAACCAAUCAACAAUACUUGGCAUUGCGUCCGGCUCUAUUAGACCAGGAUGCCGACAGACGUCAUCCAGUGUCGACCUACCGCAAUCCUGGAACUCCCUACUUUCUGGACAAACUGAAUUGAUUCCAUCAAUCUACCUUGACCAGGCUGUUAUUGACGAAGUCACAUUCACUGAGCUUAAGGAUCUUCUUCAGCAGUUCCCAGAGGAUGUCCAGAGAAACCGCAUCAUCAUCCCCUUCUUCACCUCCUCGGAAGCGGACUCUCUGCCCCCAGUUCCUCUCUGGUUGUUGACCUCGGCCUGCUCUGUGGCGGGGAUGGUCAGCGGGGUCAAUGUCCGCGUCCAUCUCGCCACCAGCCUCACCGCCCCGGACCCCACCCCAGAGUUACAGACGCUGUGUCAAAGCCAGUACAGCUUCGCCCAGACGGCCAUGACCUGUGACGUCGCUCAGCUCCACCUCGAGGGCGUCAACACCAACUGGCUCAAUCACUUUAUGCAGAGUGAAACUCUCUCGAGCUUUUUCUCAAGCUCUACCACUCGCACAAGCAACAUGUCGUUCGAAGGAGGCGUGAUCCGGAUAACAACUACUACUACAACGACCUAUCAAGGGUAGAUAACUCAACGGUAAUGGGAGAAUCAGCAACUGACAAUCUCGUUCUUACCACGCGUAAAAUGGAAUGCAAUGCCUUUGUAAUUUUAGACAGUGAUGUUUUGAUACGUAGAAAAUAGUCCAUCUAUGCCUUGACUGAGAACGAUCACUUAGUCUUCAAGUGGAGGAGGCUGGGUUUGUUUUGUUUUUGUCGUUGUUGUUUCUCUGAAGGGAAAUGUACCUGGGCCAGAUUUUCGAAGCUCUCUUAGCGCCAGGAUCGUCGUAAGUGCCAUACAUUAAUAAUAACUUACGACUAUCUUAGCGCUAAGAGAGCUUCGAAACUCUAGGCCCUAGAAUAAGACAUACUUCCUGGACAUGUCCCGCAAAUGGCCGGCUUUUUUCUCUUUGAGAGUAGUUUUUGUUUCAAUCCGUGACUGAAAACAUAUCCAACGUCCCCGGCUGACGCCAAUGAGUGAGUGAGUAAGUUGUGUUUUACGCCGCUUUUAGCAAUAUUCCAGCAAUAUGACUGCAGGGGACACCAGAAAUGGGCGUGACACAUUGUACCCAUAUGGGGAAUCGAACCAGAGGCUUCGGCGUGACCAGCGAACGCUGUAAUCAUUCUGAAGCUGUAGAAAUGGACCUUCAGAGACCUCUCGCUUUCCAAGAUUAAUUUGCGUGUCUCAAGCCUUUCCACAAAACAAGUUUUUACCCUUGCCAUUCAAGCCUUGCUUGCUAAGGUAUGGGUAUAGUCGUGUUUCACUCGAACGACUUAACGCAGUGACUGGGAUGCAGUGCUAUUUUUAGACGACUUCUGCUGAGCGUUUCAUGUUGCCGCGAUUUCCGCGUUACUUGACGCUGUGUAAUCUCAGAAAGCAGUUUACAGAGCGAAAUGCGGCAGUACGCAUCCUAAUUUAUCAAUUUGUACCUGUUAGGGAUGAUCGACGGGGUUGUCCCUUACGGCAGACAACUUUGUGAAGACAUUGAUUAUAAGAAACAGCGAUCUGAUUGGAUAUCGCAUAUUCAUUAAAAUGGACAUAGCUCGUGUUCUACACAGGAUGGCGGCACGAAAACGAGGCUUGAAAUACCUAGGGUGAAAACGAGGCUUCGAUAGAGACAAGUGGAUUCUCUUGCCGCUGGAAGAUUUUAUGAUAAUUAAUCUGGCUGCAUCCCUUCUCCAGAGUGUCUAUGUGUUCCACCUCCAAUGUGUCAGUGAAGUCGAUACUGUAAGGAAAUAGUUUCAUCAAGGUCAAGGUCGACAGAGAGACGUAUUCAUAAUGGCAGCAACUUUCAGACUGAAUCUGUAACGUUCAACUUGUUUUGUAUUAUUUACCGAUGUUGGUUUACAUGUAGUUAUAUGUUUACAAAAUAUUGCUUGUUUUAAUAUAUACAUCCAACUUAAUGUAGAUUUAGAUUUACAUUAUACUGCUUUUGUUUAAUGUAUACUAGUAAUUCUACUGGAAUAAAUAUUGUAAUACAAUA
This is a messenger RNA of Haliotis rubra (blacklip abalone), 4357 nucleotides long. RefSeq lists its product as uncharacterized. The record is from RefSeq and is a predicted model, not a curated record. The coding region runs from base 83 to 2902 and encodes 939 amino acids. NCBI's taxonomy places the organism in Eukaryota, Metazoa, Mollusca, Gastropoda, Lepetellida, Haliotidae. The transcript is spliced from 3 exons.